Molecule: messenger RNA, 2322 nt
Organism: Lasiodiplodia theobromae
Lineage: Eukaryota; Fungi; Ascomycota; Dothideomycetes; Botryosphaeriales; Botryosphaeriaceae
Exons: 2
Coding region: 1-2322 (773 amino acids)
Source: RefSeq, a predicted model, not a curated record
AUGCGCACCCGUAGCGGCAAGGGCAAACUCUCGGAAUCCGCCACGCCUGCUCCCCAGCACCACGACUCCAGCCUCGACACUUCGUCGUCCGGCUCAUCAAAGACGUCCCGCAAGCUAACCCGUUCGUCCUCGACCAAUUCAAUGCAUUCCCAAAUCUUCGUCGCCAGCCACGACGACAUUGUGGCUUUCUACUCAAAGCCCGUCCUGACCAUUUCCGGCUUGUCCGAGGAUUUCCUUGGCCGCCUGGAGCGCGAGGACGAGCUGCGCCACCGCUCCUCGCGCCCCAAGUCUCUCUACGAGCAGUUCCAGGAAAUCGAGCGCGAGAGCUCCAGUCAGAACGAAGACCCAUCCCAAAAUGGCAACGACCACGAGCGCCCGAAGCGAGGCAAUCGCGGACGCCCGGCCAAAAUUCAAAAACAGCACCCUUCGCCCAGAAAACGCCGCGCCCGUCCGCGCAAGUCGCUCGCUGAUGUUGACGAAGAAGACUACAUGUCGCGUCCGCAGACGCCCAGUGUGGCCGAUGCUGACGAGGACGCCAACCCGGAUAACGCCGAGCCGUCCGGCGAGCCGAGUGAAGCAGCUGAUCAAGACCAAGCCGACGACUCUCCCUCGCCAGACGACCCCGACGCCAGUCCCUCGCACCAACUCAUCAGUGAGACUACCGGUACCUACAGGUCCACUGCCACCUCGGCGCCCAUUCAGCCCUCUCCGCCGCGCGAGCCACGCCCUAAGCCCAUCUAUCAGGAUGAAGAGCUGGAGGAUGACGACCUUCCGCCGCCCUUCACCAACACGCCCGGCACUCCUUCGGAGUCAGAAGUUGACGAUGAUGCCAACCGUAUUCUUAGAAAGCGCUUUGACUACAUGACCGAUCCUCAGAAGUUUAUCGCUGCUCUUACUAAGCACUUGCCCUCUGAAAGAACGUCUGAAGUGCUGUAUGCACUUGCCGAAAACACCCAAGCUGCUUUGAAAGCAUGGCAAGACGAGUAUCUCGCAAUCGACAAACGAGUCGCCGCACACGCAAACAAUGGCCCCAGGAAACCGGUAAACGGCGGCCGCGUGCCUGUUGACCCCAAGGUUUUUGAUGACCAAAAAGAAGCCGAUAUUUACAGCUAUGUCUACGACGCACGCAAACCCCCCGGAACUCAGGAUCCUUUCAGUCAACGCAUUGGCACCGACUACGUCGGCGGUCGCGAGUUGCGACACAGGCGUGCCCGAGAUGUCACUACCGAGGACCUGGCUCAGAGCGAGGAGGACGUUGGGAAGAGGAAGAGGCGUGCAGCUCAGAGAUUCGAUGGAGCUGCCGAUUCUGGAUCGCGUACCCGAAAACGUGACCAUGCGGGCUCCGAAACCCCAGAACCGCCUGGUCCGCGGAAGAGAGGUAAGGUUGGCAGCGCGACAAAGAGACAAUCCGUUGUUCCACCCCGUAUUCGCGAAAUGAGAGGCGAGAGCGCCAUGACUACCAGCGCCUCUGAAGACGACGACACCUACGAAGGAACACCGGAGCCGCGCGGGCCCGGCAAGCGACGCGGAAGGCCGCCUGGCAGCAAGAAUCUCGCUCAGCGCAAGGAUGCCGGCAUCAAGAAGGGACCGCGCGGUAAGAAAGGAGCUGCUGCUGCCCAAGCCGCCGUCAAUGCUGCGAACAAUGAGCAGAACAGCACACAGACGACUUUCCCCAGCGCUCCCAGCGCUGUCACCACUGCACCGCCGCAGCAACAGCCGCAGCAACAGCAGCCCUUCUUCGUUCAAGGCUACAGCCAUGCCCCGCACUCAAACAUUCCUCCCGUCUCAGCUGCGCCAAACGCAAGGCCCGCCAAGCAGCAGAUCGUCUCGCUGAUCAGCAGCGUCAGGCAGCUGCUGAGGCACAGAGUGCCGCUGCUGCCGCCCAAAACCCGCAGGGCUACGGCUUGCCAGUCAAUGGGUACAAGGGUCCGUAUCCGCCAACUCAACCGGCUUUCCAAGGCUACACGUCCACUCAACCAGCAGCGCAACAAAGCAGCUUUAGAGCUAUCGCACCAGGCCCUCACCAAGGACAAGGCGCGCAAGCCCAAGCACAGACCCACCACCACCACCAUCACAUUCCGCAGACGACUCAUCACCAUCACACACCCCCCGCCACCCAUCACCCAUCAACACAAGCAGCACAGCCAGCAAAGCAGGCAAUGCACCACGGGCCGUUCGGCUAUGAUGGCGCCGGCAGCCCGCCACCACCUAUCCAUGGUAAUUUGCACCACGGGCAGCCACAGGAGGGUGUCCCUGAUAGCCUUCGUCGCGACAUUCUCGGGUUACGAGGCAGGCCUGAGCCGAGACGUGGCCUAUGAAUGA